This is a messenger RNA of Fusarium poae, 924 nucleotides long. RefSeq lists its product as uncharacterized. The transcript has a single exon. NCBI's taxonomy places the organism in Eukaryota, Fungi, Ascomycota, Sordariomycetes, Hypocreales, Nectriaceae. The record is from RefSeq and is a predicted model, not a curated record. The coding region runs from base 1 to 924 and encodes 307 amino acids.
AUGACAACCGCGUCACCCCAAACAACUAAUACGGCAAAACGCAAGCGAGGAGAAGAAUCUUGGGCAUCAUAUACACAAUUCACUUUCCAGCUUGAUCCCCUAUCGUUUGCCUUUCCCUCUGCUUCUGCUACUACACAGACUGAGGAUGGCAGCAACAGCCCGCGGUCAUGGGUCACCCACAAGUUCCGUGGGCUCGCACUGGAAAGUGGGGGCGGGGCAGCAGCCGUCAGCAGUGAAGACACCGAUAAUCUCAUGGACGAGUCGAUGAGGAAGCGUCAGAAGUCGGAUGAAAUCAUGAGAGAGGCCGAGACCAAUCCACACCCGACUGUGCAACAAGUUGUCGACCUCGAUGGAAACUUUGUGUUGGCUCCCGAUGAACCACUGCCGAGUAUAGAAAGCUGCGUUCAUGUACAAGCACGGCAACCACAGCAGCAACACCUACAAAAGCAAACGGCCGGCAGCCUGCAACAUGCAUAUCCUUCCAUAAACAGGCUAUCCGAAUCCAAGUCAAGAGUCAAGAAGAGAACAGCAUCACCGCCACUUCGCAUAAAACGACCAUCACGGCGCCCCCUUGACGACUCUGAUGAGGACGAGGUCCAAAUUGUUGAUCCCGUCAGGGCCGCACUGACGUGGCACGAAGACGAAAUCACCAUCUACGACCCCGAAGAUGAGGACGACGAUGGUGUUGGAAUCAACGGAAUUGGCUUCAAACCUACCCCCGCUCUUGCCCAAGCCCGCGCCAAGAAGCGGAAGCAGCAAAUGGCUGAAUAUCGUAAACGAGAAGAAAGUGAUGCACGAGCUCAACGCAGCCAACGUAGAGGUUGCGGCUCAGGAGUCAAGCUCAAAUCGGAGGAUCAGUCACCGCCGAGAAAGGUCAGAUUUACAGACACAGAUGCUUCCAACAUUGCCAUCACUACAGGAUAA